AUGGUGGCUUCCGGUGUAGAGAUUCUGGUUGGCGCCUUGGGCCUGGGCGGGUUGUUGCUGAGGGUCAUGGGACCGAUUUCCAUCACAUGUCUCAUUCUGCUCCUUGGAAUCUCCGCGCAGGGAUUUAUAUCUACCUUGGCUGAAAUCCAUUGGGGAGUGUCGUGCAUGAACAUCGUCGUCAUCAUCAUUUUAUCUCAGUACGUGAACAGAUAUAACGUACCAUUGCCCACAUGGAGCAGGCGAGGUGGAUUCAAAUUUGUGCCCUUCCCGCUGUUCGAACUCUUCCCAGUAUUGUUGUCUGUGCUAAUUGGCUGGAUCAUAUCCUACAUUUUCACCGUGUGUGGAGUGUUUCCAGAAGACAGAAGUCAGUACAGGGAUCCGUCUUUAAAGAUCUCCUUUGUUGUUACACUGACCGUGGCGAUUUUCGGCAGCAUGCUGGAAUCUAUUGGCGACUACGUACAGACGACGGUACAGAGCCGAGUGCCUGUCCCUCCCCCACACGCUAUUAAUCGCGGCCUCAUGGUGGAGGGGCUGGGGAGUCUUCUGGCUGGGGUCAUGGGAGCGGGCUACGUCACUACCUCCUUCAGCAACAUGAUAGGCAUCAUUGGAAUAACCAAGGUUCCCAGCAGACGGGCGUUCAUCAUAUCCGGUAUCUUCCUGAUCCUAAUGGGCAUCUGUGGGAAAUUAGGUGCUGUCUUCGUCGCCAUUCCCAAACCAGUUCUCGCAGGCCCAGUGUUCAUAUCCCUCGCUCUACUCGUCGGCGCAGCGUUAUCAAAUCUAAAGCAGAUUGACCUAUGGUCAACUCGCAGUCAAGGCGUUCUAGGCAUCGCCAUCAUGGCCGGAACUGUGAUUCCUACGUGGUUAAAAGAACAUCCGGGUACUUUUAAUACAGGCUCCCGUGAAGCCGAUAGCACGCUGAUGGCGUUCUUGGGGACACCUCUGGUGGUGGGCGUACUUGUGGCUAUUUUCCUGGACACAACUGUACCAGGAACUAGUCGGGAAAAGCGAUCUGCAACACUGACAAUAGACUUGGAAGAAGAUUCAGUUCCAAGGGAGACAACUUUAGGGCAAGCCGUGUCUCGUGACCUGUCUAUCUAUGAGCUACCUUUGGUGGGCCGAUGGCUGUCGGCCUGUCCAAUGUCCAGAUACAUACCAUUCCUGCCCAAUCCAUCCGGAUCUCCGGAUAGACAAAAGCCCAUCCAUUCUGUAUAUUUAGCCUAA
Molecule: messenger RNA, 1221 nt
Organism: Liolophura sinensis
Lineage: Eukaryota; Metazoa; Mollusca; Polyplacophora; Chitonida; Chitonidae
Product: solute carrier family 23 member 2-like
Exons: 7
Coding region: 1-1221 (406 amino acids)
Biological process (GO): transmembrane transport
Cellular component (GO): membrane
Molecular function (GO): transmembrane transporter activity
Source: RefSeq, a predicted model, not a curated record